This is a messenger RNA of Solanum tuberosum (potato), 882 nucleotides long. RefSeq names its product cysteine protease inhibitor 10-like. Gene Ontology annotation, molecular function: endopeptidase inhibitor activity. The transcript has a single exon. Bases 65 to 754 code for a protein of 229 amino acids. The record is from RefSeq and is a predicted model, not a curated record. Lineage: Eukaryota; Viridiplantae; Streptophyta; Magnoliopsida; Solanales; Solanaceae.
CCCUUAGCAGCUCUAUAAAUUGGAGAUAGAGUCAUAGCAAGUAAAACACACAAACAAAUUAAAGAUGAAGAAGUGUAUUAGUACUAUUUUGAGUUUCCUAUUGGUUUCAAGUUUGGUUGCCUUUUCUCAUGAAUUUUCCAUUUCUGAUAAUAAUGGGAAUGUUGUAUUCCCUCCCGUGCUGGACAUGGAGGGCGAACCACUCAAGAUAAACGAGGAGUACUCCGUUAUCAGUAUUCCCUAUGGCGGUGGAAACAUAUACUUAACUGAUCUUGGAAACACCAAAUGCCCAAAUGGCGUUGUGCAGGACAGUUCUGGUGAAUUUGAUAACAGCACACCUCUGUUGUUUUAUACUAUGAAACUUGGAAGUCAUUUCGUUUAUGAAAAUCAAGAUGUUAGUAUAAAGUUCUCAACUUCUUCUUCUUCAACUAAGUCAUGUGUUAACGAAACUGUUUGGAAAGUUGGUUAUUCCAUCGUAGGGCCGACGCAUUCACCACUUAGGUUUGUUAUAACUGGUGGUACCUUAGGAUUUCCAGGGCCUAAUAACAUAGAGAACUGGUUCAAGAUUGAGAAAUAUGAGACGGGGAGACCUUAUUCUUACAAGUUAAGGUAUUGUCCUAGUCAAUAUAUUUGUCCAACAUGUAACUUUGAUUGUGCAGAUGUCGGAUUGACCUACAAUAGUGGUUACUACCGUCUGGCUCUCAAUAACAAGCCUUAUCCCUUUGGCUUCACCAAAGUAAACAAGAAUGAUGCAUAGUUAAUUAUCUAUGCUUAUUAUAACCUAGCUCGAUCGCUUUCUAAAAUAAUGUGGAGCAUGCUUCUAGCCCACUCUAUGUAAUAUUUAUGCUUAUGAUGAAUAAAAAAGCUAGGUUCUUUAUUUAUUAA